Molecule: messenger RNA, 378 nt
Organism: Schistocerca piceifrons (Central American locust)
Lineage: Eukaryota; Metazoa; Arthropoda; Insecta; Orthoptera; Acrididae
Product: ataxin-8-like
Exons: 3
Coding region: 1-378 (125 amino acids)
Source: RefSeq, a predicted model, not a curated record
AUGGAGCAGCAGCAGCAGCAGCAGCAGCAGUUCCCGGUCCCGGUCCCGGCCUGCAGCAGUGGUCCCGCCGCCAGCCAGCCAGCCAGCCAGCCAGCCAGCCAGCCAGCAGCCCUCCGGUGCCAGCAGCAGUCCAGCCAGCAGCAGUCCAGCCAGCGGCAGUCCAGGCAGCAGCAGCAGCAGCAGCAGCAGCAGCAGCAGCAGCCGCAGCCGCCCCGGCCCCGUCCGCGGCAGCAGCGUUCCUGCCUCUCGCCGUCGCCGUUCGCCGUCGCCUGGCUAGGAGUCAGCCGACUGCAGUUCUUUCCUGACACCUAUGAGCCCACUACAACGACUGACUUUCUGGGCACCACGCAGAUUUCUCAGGCACAGCAGGACGCAUGA